CCGGCAGUGUGAGGCGAGCAUGCGCUAAAGCAAGCGUAGAGCGACGUAGGCCCAACACAUAAUAAUAUCACUGAUGUUUACGUACGGAAUUUAAAUAAAUAAAAUACUUCUUCGCGGAGAAAAGAUUCUUCAACAGAACGAACGGAUGGAGUUCCCUGUUGACGGCCUGGUCAGCGUGAGCCAAGAGAACCUGGAGAGAUCAGCCCAGGACUACAUGAACAGCCUCCUCCACAGCACACCUGACUCACCCCAACACCUCACCCUCGCAAACAACACACAGGUGCCCAUUGGUCUUUCCAAUGUGGGUUUCGUUCCUCUAUAUGGUGCCAACAUGAGACAGAAAGUCCUUGCCCUGUUCUCCCAACAGGACCAGUUUACAGCGGUGGGGCUGUACCUGUUGGAUCGAUGGUGGUCACUGGAGAACAUCUUAAAAACAGCCGACUCGACCAGAGAUGGAGCUGUGGAGGUGGAGACCAUAGGGGAGCGGAUCGUUCUGUAUGUUUUGAACCGUGUGGUGUACAGAGCCAAGGAGAUUAGUUCUGGCGAACUACCUUUCCUCUGCCACGGAGAGAACGACUACGCCAAGAUCCUUUGGAAAAACGGACAGGCAGUCGGCUUCUACUCAGUCAAACCUGCAGGCAGCUUGUGCAGUUCCUUCUUAACCCAACGCUAUCACAUUCCUGUCAUGGAUUCCAUAUUCGUCAGGAAGUGUCACCGUGGCAACGGUCUGGGUCUUCAGAUGCUGGAGAACUUUGUUGACAGUUUCAAAGAGGAAUGCCUUGGGUUGAGAUACCCCCUUUCAAAAGCUAUGUACAAAGUGUGUGGGAAGUAUCUGAGCCUGUACCCAGCCCACAGAGACCUACUGUGGGAGGUGGAGAGUAUUGGAGGACCCAGCCAGAGGACCAACAUAGCCAACAAGAUCCAUACCAUGGCCACGAGCACCUUAUCGAAGAACCUGUCUUUUACGGAGCACUCUGAAGUGAACCGUGACGUGGCUGAAAACGAGGUGGUCAUGGAGGAAGUGACUUCACACCUACAGGAACAGGAAGCCAUGGAGUACACUGUUGAAAUUGUGGAGGAAGUUACACUGGUCAAAGUGACAAACGGGAAUGAAGAAACGCCGGUUACAACCCGAGGCAGGAGCAGUGGCCUCAAACGCAAGAAGAUCUUAGAGGAAAGCAAAUCAGAGAAAGUCAUCAGGAUUGAGGAUAUUGAAGCAGAGGUGGAGACUCCCAAAGAGAAGCCAGUUGCAGAGCAUCAACAAGAGAAUAAAGAAGUUGCUGCUGUUGCUGAAUCCGACAAAGAAGAGUUAGCUGAGGAUGUCGUUGACACAGCCAUGGAUGACCCAGCAGUAGAGCCUGAGCUCGGAGAGGAGAUUGGAGAAACUGUUACAACACAGACACUCAAGCUUCAGAAGACCACUGUGGUGCUAGUGGACCUGAAGAAAACCUUGCAACCACAAGUGGAGGUAGAAAAUGUGGCCUCAGAGAUCGAGGAGGUGGAGGAGGUGAACGAGGCUCCAAAGGAGGUGGCAGGAACCAAUGAAGACGAAGAAGAAACAGCCGAAGAACCCUCUGAGGAAAAGAAAAGAAGAGAGAGACCAAGAUCCACUCGUCUCACAAAACCUGUUGAGGCUGAGGAGGAGACGGAGGAAGAGGAGCAGCCAGCAGUUGAGGAACCUGCUGAGGAAGAGGAGAAGAUCUCACCACCUGAAGAGGAAGAAGAGGCUCCAGUUGUAGAAACAAGAGUCCUGAGGAGAGGAAGAAAAAGUGUUCCAGUUACUUCGACUCCAAAACGCAAGUCCACAAGAAGAGGCAAACAGCAUGAGGAGGAGGAGGAAGAGGUAGCUGAUGAAGAGGCAGCUGAGGAAGAAGAAGAUGCACCAGUAGUUCUGAGGAGAGAAAGGAAAUCUGCCCCUGUUCCUGCCCCUGCAACACCUCCAACUGUUGUUGAAGCAGAAGAGGCAGAGAAAACAGAUGAAACGACAGAGGAGGUAGUAGACGACAAAGUCCAGGAAAAAGCUGUUGAGGAAGAGGAAGAGAAGGCCACAACAACAACAAGCCAAGAUGAAGAGGAAGUGGAAGCAGAGAGCCUUGAUGAGGUUGUGGAAGUUCCUCCAGUUGUGGAAACUAGAGCUAAGAGGAGCAGGACAAAAACAGUCGCAGCAGCCACACCCAAACGAAAGUCCACACGAAGCAAGUCCUCUGUGGAUUAUAAGGAACAGGAUGCAGAGGAGGAGGAAACAGAAAAAGAGGAGGUGUCUGAGGAUGCUAUCAUUGAGGAGACGGAGAAGCAGCCUGAGGAAAGCACAUCAGAGAACGUCAUCAGGAUUGAGGAUAUUGAAGCAGAGGUGGAGACUCCCAAAGAGAAGCCAGUUGCAGAGCAUCAACAAGAGAAUAAAGAAGUUGCUGCUGUUGCUGAAUCCGACAAAGAAGAGUUAGCUGAGGAUGUCGUUGACACAGCCAUGGAUGACCCAGCAGUAGAGCCUGAGCUCGGAGAGGAGAUUGGAGAAACUGUUACAACACAGACACUCAAGCUUCAGAAGACCACUGUGGUGCUAGUGGACCUGAAGAAAACCUUGCAACCACAAGUGGAGGUAGAAAAUGUGGCCUCAGAGAUCGAGGAGGUGGAGGAGGUGAACGAGGCUCCAAAGGAGGUGGCAGGAACCAAUGAAGACGAAGAAGAAACAGCCGAAGAUCCCUCUGAGGACAAUAAAAGAAGAGAGAGACCAAGAUCCACUCGUCUCACAAAACCUGUUGAGGCUGAGGAGGAGACGGAGGAAGAGGAGCAGCCAGCAGUUGAGGAACCUGCUGAGGAAGAGGAGAAGAUCUCACCACCUGAAGAGGAAGAAGAGGCUCCAGUUGUAGAAACAAGUGUCCUCAGGAGAGGAAGAAAAAGUGUUUCAGCUACUCCGACACGCAAGUCCACACGAAGAGGCAAACAACCACAAGAAGAGAAGGAGGGGGAGGAAGAGCCAACUGAGGAAGAAGAAGAUGCACCAGUAGUGGAAAACAUAGUUCUGAAGAGAGAUACCAGAGGCAGAUUUUCUGAUCUUGCCCCUGCUCCUGCCACACCCAGAAGCAAAUCCACACAAGCCUGCAAACAGCCUGAGGAAGAGGAGGAGAAGGAAGAGGAGUUGGCUGAACCUGUUCAGGAAGCUUUGGAAGAAAAGGUGGAGAAAGAAAAAGCAGUGGAUGAAGCAGCAGCUGCAACGGUGGAGUGUGUGGGGGAAGAGAAGGUGACAGAGGAAGCCAGAACAGAGGAAGAGGGAAAGGUGGAGGAAGAGAAGGAAGAGGAAGCUGAAGCUGCAGCUGAAAGUGUACCAGUGGAGGAGGAGAGUGUUGCAGAAGAAAAGGUGGUGGAGGGAGAAACAAUUCAGGAAGAGAAAAGGGUAGAGGAAGAAAAGGAGAUUGGAAAGACUAUUACAACACAGACACUCAAGCUUCAGAAAGCCACUGUGGUGCUGGUGGACCUGAAAAAGACCUCGCGCCCACAAGUGGAGGAUGAAAAUGUGGCCACAGAGAUAGAGGUGGAGGAGGAUGAGGAGGAGGCUCUAAAAGAGGAGGUGGCAGGAACCAAUGAAGACGAAGAAGAGAACAAAGAAGAAACAGCCGAAGAACCCUCUGAGGAAAAGAAAAGAAGAGAGAGACCAAGAUCCACUCGUCUCACAAAAUCUGUUGAGGCUGAGGAGGAGACGGAGGAAGAGGAGCAGCCAGCAGUUGAGGAACCUGCUGAGGAAGAGGAGAAGAUCUCACCACCUGAAGAGGAAGAAGAGGCUCCAGUUGUAGAAACAAGAGUCCUGAGGAGAGGAAGAAAAAGUGUUCCAGUUACUUCGACUCCAAAACGCAAGUCCACAAGAAGAGGCAAACAGCAUGAGGAGGAGGAGGAAGACGUAGCUGAUGAAGAGGCAGCUGAGGAAGAAGAAGAGGCACCAGUAGUUCUGAGGAGAGAAAGGAAAUCUGCCCCUGUUCCUGCCCCUGCAACACCUCCAACUGUUGUUGAAGCAGAAGAGGCAGAGAAAACAGAUGAAACGACAGAGGAGGUAGUAGACGACAAAGUCCAGGAAAAAGCUGUUGAGGAAGAGGAUGAGAAGGCCACAACAACAACAAGCCAAGAGGAAGAGGAAGUGGAAGCAGAGAGCCUUGAGGAGGUUGUGGAAGUUCCUCCAGUUGUGGAAACUAGAGCUAAGAGGAGCAGGACAAAAACAGUCGCAGCAGCCACACCCAAACGAAAGUCCACACGAAGCAAGUCCUCUGUGGAUUAUAAGGAACAGGAUGCAGAGGAGGAGGAAACAGGAAAAGAGGAGGUGUCUGAGGAUGCUAUCAUUGAGGAGACGGAGAAGCAGCCUGAGGAACGCACAUCAGAGAAAGUCAUCAGGAUUGAGGAUAUUGAAGCAGAGGUGGAGACUCCCAAAGAGAAGCCAGUUGCAGAGCAUCAACAAGAGAAUAAAGAAGUUGCUGCUGUUGCUGAAUCCGACAAAGAAGAGUUAGCUGAGGAUGUCGUUCACACAGCCACGGCGGACACGGCAGUAGAGCCUGCGCUUGGCGAGGAGAUUGGAAAGACUGUUGCAACACAGACACUCAAGCUUCAGAAAGCCACUGUGGUGCUGGUGGACCUGAAGAAAACCUUGCAACCACAAGUGGAGGAUGAAAAUGUGGCCUCACAGAUAGAGGAGGUGGAGGAGGAGGCUCUAAAAGAGGAGGUGGCAGGAAUCAAUGAAGAUGAAGAAGAGAACGAAGAAGAAACAGCCGAAGAGGAAAAGAAAAGAAGAGAGAGACCAAGAUCCACUCGUCUCACAAAACCUGUUGAGGCUGAGGAGGAGACAGUGGAAGAGGAGCAGCCAACAGUUGAGGAACCUGCUGUGGAAGUGGAGAUCUCGCCACCUGAGGAAGAAGAGGAGGCUCCAGUUGUAGAAACAAGAGUCCUGAGGAGAGGAAGAAAAAGUGUUCCAGCUACCCCGACUCCAAAACGCAAGUCCACAAGAAGAGGCAAACAGCCCGAGGAAGAGGAGAAUAUGGAGGAGCCAGAGGAAAAAGAGGCAGCUGAGGAAGAAGAAGAGGCACCAGUAGUGGAAGCAAGAGUUCUGAGGAGAGGAAGGAAAUCUGCUUCUGCUCCUGCCCCUGCAACACCUAGACGCAAAUCCACACGUGCCAGCAAAGAACCUGAAGAGGAGGAGGUGGCUGAAUCUGUGUGGGACGCUGUGGAUGAAAAGGAGGAAGUAAAACCAGUGGAAGAGGAAAAGGCAGAGGAGAAAGCAACACUAAUGGAUAAAGAGGACAUGGUGGAGGAAGCUGCAACAGUGGAGAGUGUGGGGGAAGAAAAGGUGACAGAGGAAGCCAUAUCUGAGGAAGAGGGAAAGGUGGGGGAAGAGAAGGAAGAGGAAGCUGAAGCUGCACCUGAAACUGCAACAGUGGAGGAGGAGAGUGUUGCAGAAGAAAAUGUGAAUGAAGAAGCAACAACUGAGGAAGAGGUAAAGGUGGAGGAAGAGAAGGAAGCGGAGAGAGUGGAAGAAGAAAAGAUUGAGGACGCCGCAGCUGAAACUAUUAGUGUGGAAGAAAAGAUGGAGGAGGAAGCAACAACCACAGAGGAAGAAAAGGAAGAGGAAAAAGUUGAGGAAGAGAAGAAAGAAGAAAUAGUUAUUGAACUAGCUGUAGAACAACUAGCUGAGGAAGUUGCUGUGAUAGAAGAGGCAGAAAAAGUGGAGGAGAAAGAGGAAGCAAAGCCAUUUGAGGAAGAGGAGAAGACUUCACCGCCCGAGGAGGAAGAGCAAGCUCCAGUAGUGGAGGAAGAGGAUGCUCCAGUUGUAGAAACAAGAGUUUUGAGGAGAGGAAGAAAAAGUGUUCCAGCUACUCCGACUCCAAAGCGCAAGUCCACAAGAAGAGGCAAACACGCGGAGGAAGAGCCAGCUGUGGAAGAAAAGGCACCAGUAGUGGGAACCAGAGUUCUGAGGAGAGGAAGCAGAGGCAGAGUUUCUGCUCCUGCCCCUGCCACACCCGGAAGCAAAUCCACACGAGCCCGCAAACAACCUGAGGAGGAGAAGGAAGAGGAGGUGGAAGCAGAAAUGGUAGAUGAGCAAAAGAUGGAGGAGGUGGUUGCACCUGUUCAGGAAGCUGUGGAGGAAGAAAAAGCAGUGGACAAAGUAGAAGCUGAAACUGCACCAGUGAAAGAGGAGAAUGUUGCCGAACAAAAGGUGGUGGAGGGACAAACAACUCAGGAGGAGAAAACGGUGGAAGAAGAAAAUAUUGAGGAAUUUGCAGCUGAAACUGCUACUGUGGAAGAAAAGGUGGAAGAAAAAACACCUGAAAAUGAGGAAAAGGUUGAAGAAGAGAAGGAAGCAGAAGCUGAAACUGCACCAGUAGAAGAGAAGAGUGUUGCAGAAGAGGAAGAAAUUGUUGAAAUGGAUGUAGAAAAACUAGCAGAUGUAGGUAAAGAGGCAGAACAAGUGGAGGAGGCAACAGCAGUUGAAAGUGUUGCAUAUGAAGUGGUAGUAAAGCCAGUUGAGGAACUUGCUGAGGAAGAAGAGAAGACUCCACCACCUGAGGAGGAAGAAGAGGCUCCAGUUGUAGAAACAAGAGUCCUGAGGAGAGGAAGAAAAAGUGUUCCAGUUACUCCUCCAAAACGCAAGUCCACCCGAAGAUGCAAACAAGCUGAGGAAGAGGAGGAGGAAGAAAAGCCAGCUGUGGAAGAAGAGGCUCCAGUUGUGGAAAGUGUUGCAGAUGAAGUGGUAGAAAAGCCAGUUGAGGAAAAGAAGACCUCACAACCUGAGGAGGAAGAGGAGGCUCCAGUUGUAGAAACAAGAGUCCCGAGGAGAAGGGAAAAAAGCACUCCUGUUAAUCCUCCAAAACGUAGGUUCACACCAAGAGGCAAGCAAGCCGAGGAAAAUGAGAAGGAGGAGGAAGAAAAAGUAGAGGAGGUGGCUGAACAUGUGCCGGAAGCUGUGGAGGAAAAGGAGGCGGCAGCUGAGGAAGAUGAGGCACCGGUAGUGGAAGCCAAAGUUCUGAGGAGAGGAAGGAGAUCUGCCCCUGUCACACACAGACGCAAAUCCAAACGAGCCCGCAAAGAACCUGAAGAAGAGGAAGAGGCGAACGAGGAGGAAAAGGUAGAGGAGGAAAACGCAGUGGAGGAGAAAAAGGUGGUUGAGGUUGAGGAGAAUAAGACAGAGGCAGAUGUUGCGAUGGAGGAGGAAGAAGAAAAGGUUGAAGAGUCAGCAGAGACAAAAGAGGAAGAAGCCAUCACACAGCAGCCAGAGGAGGUGGCAGAGCAAACAGAGGGGAAGGAAGAAGUAGAGAACACUGCUGAAACAGAAGAAGAAGAAAAGGGAGCUGACGAAGAAACGGCUAAAGCGGUAGAGAAGAAGGAGGAAGGAGACACCACCAAUGUGGAGGAAAAUACUGACGAGGCAACAGCGACUCUUGCUGCUUCUCAAGAUGAAGUAGAGGGAGUAGAUGGUAAAGCUUCAGAGGAAGAGGAGGGAGAAACUCCAGCGGUUGAAGCGGAAGAGGCAGAGAAAACAGAAGAAACUACAGAGGAAGUAGAAGACAAUGUCCAGGACAAAGCUGUUGAGGAAGAGGAUGAGAAGGCCACAACAACAACAAGCCAAGAGGAAGAGGAAGUGGAAGCAGAGAGCCUUGAGGAGGUUGUGAAAGUUCCUCCAGUUGUGGAAACUAGAGCUAAGAGGAGCAGGACAAAAACAGUCGCAGCAGCCACACCCAAACGAAAGUCCACACGAAGCAAGUCCUCUGUGGAUUAUAAGGAACAGGAUGCAGAGGAGGAGGAAACAGGAAAUGAACCCACAGUGGAAGAAGGGGAGGAUAACGUAGUGACAGAAGAGGAAAGCGUAGUAGAGGAGGAGGGAAAAGAAAAAGAGGAGGGUGCUAUCGUUGAGACGGAGAAGCAGCCUGAGGUAACGAGAGUUCUAAGAGUGAGGCUAACUGCCAUGCCCAUAACCACACCCAUGGCCACACCCACACCACAGCAUACAUCCACAAGAAGCAGCAAAAUAGUUACACCUGAGAAGGUCGAGCCUGAGGUGGGCAUGCUUUCAUCAGAUGAAGAGCAGGAAGAGAGCCCUGUGGAAAAGAGAAAUCUCCGGAAGAGAAAAAGCAUGGAACCAACACCUGUUGGCAGAUCCAAGCGCCGCAGCAGAACUUAGACUGUGUUUUUUUGUUCAGUUUAAAAAAAAUAUGCAUCUAUUUAGUGAAGAUCAUUUUCUUCUAUCUAUUUGUAAGUUAAAAUAAAAUAAAAUAAAUAAAUAAACUCACUUCACAGUUUUCUGUAAUUUUUCUGAAAGUCGAUAUGCAGUAUAUUUGAUACCUUUUCAUAUUGUACAUAUAUUUAGCAUUUUAAGUACAAAUCUGUGAACAGUUUUUUUUUUUUUACCUUAGUGGCUUGUAACACGAUGUGUUUCAGUCGUUUUCUGAUAAAUGUAUAGCAGUUUUUAACUGUUUCUGUUGCAGUUUCUAACAGCACAACUAAAAGUCUGUUCUAUUUUUUUGUAAUCACAAUUUGGUCAUGAUCUGAUAAGAUAAUAUUUAUUCCCUCAAAAUACUGCUUCCCAUAAUCGUCUAAAACAACAUUUAUUCCCUCAAAAUAAUCCUAACUUCAGAAUGCCAAACGGUGUCUCCUCAAGUAAGACUCAAGAAGUCUAUAAAGAAAUGAAUAUAUUUUUUAAUACGAAUUUAGUUACAUCGGGACACACUAGCACUAAUCGUCAUUAAGAACAUAUUUUGGGCCACCUGGCUCCAUGCUCAAUCAGGAAUAUCUUAGAAAAUAUGAAAUAUUGAUAUCUGCAAUAGUGCAGAUACAUAUGAAAACAUUAAAUGACCCCGGGAAUCGAUAGAACAUUGCUCAGAGAUGCACAAAAACAAUAUAACAUCUCCCCUUUAAUAAUCUUAUAACAAUCUUUUUUUAAGCAAGCUAUGUUUGUUUUUUUUCUACAAAUUUCAGUGACAUUUCUUGUGGAAAUUUGGAAUGCUUACAUUUUCACCCAAAUAUAAUUUUAUACAAAUGUUUUCAACAGAACUCAGGAUAUAAAAUCAAAUUUGAUGUAUUUUUUCUUUAAUGGUUAAUUUCGACAUAAUUCUUCAUUUGAAAUGUUUUAUGUCAACACUUUGUGUCAUUGUGUUACAGUUUGUGUGUAUAAAAAUAUUUGGUACACUUUGAACAUAUGAUAUUUAGUGUUAAAACAACAACCAAAUACACACAUUUAUCAUUUAAGGUUUUGAUAGACAGUAAAUUCAAUUUUAAUAACAGUAAUAACAUGGUCAUACAGAACAGUUUGUAAAAUAAAGUUUAAAAGUUUAAAAUAAAGUUUAUAAUAAAAUCUAUAAACUGAGCUAUGAUGUUAAACUGUGAGGAUUUCUUUCUCGUGAGAGAUGUGAAAAUAUAUAUACACUGUGAGUUUUCGUUUGUGUGUGUUAUUUUAAUAAUAAGAUUUAUCUUGUUUCAGACUUUCAACGCUUUCUUAUAUGUCUCAAUGCUCCACAAAGGCACAAGCCAGCAGUAGCAUAUCUUGCUCACAAACAUUUUCAUUUAGUAAUGUUGAAUUUUAUGACAAACCUCUCCUUGCAUUAUGUGGAAUAAACUUAUGUAACUUUUCUCCUCUGACACUGUGAUUUGUUAGGAUCUUUGGUAGUAAAUAAAGAUUUUCACUGUUUUACCUA
Messenger RNA from Coregonus clupeaformis (lake whitefish), 9662 nucleotides. RefSeq names its product titin. The transcript has 16 exons. The record is from RefSeq and is a predicted model, not a curated record. Lineage: Eukaryota; Metazoa; Chordata; Actinopteri; Salmoniformes; Salmonidae. The coding region runs from base 146 to 8152 and encodes 2668 amino acids.